Molecule: messenger RNA, 303 nt
Organism: Menidia menidia (Atlantic silverside)
Lineage: Eukaryota; Metazoa; Chordata; Actinopteri; Atheriniformes; Atherinopsidae
Source: the annotation of a GenBank genome assembly
CUGCACCCCCGGCCAAGAGUUUCCCACGUCCAAGGGCCUCAGAUCAGCUGCUUCACUCCCACAAACUUCACCGCCAAGCAGGCGGGAUACGUGGACACGUACUGCUGGGACUCCCUCAUGCACCACGAGUUCGACGGGGACGGGAACUUUGAGGAGCGCUCUCUCUGGGUGCACAAAAGAGAGCGCUCCUCAAAGUUCCCGUCCCCGUCGAACUCGUGGUGCAUGAGGGAGUCCCAGCAGUACGUGUCCACGUAUCCCGCCUGCUUGGCGGUGAAGUUUGUGGGAGUGAAGCAGCUGAUCUGA